UCAUCUAUUGCCACUGCGGCCGAGGACGGAGCUCUGGUUCAGGCGGACAGCAGCGGCACAAUUACUGGAGUGGCUCUCCACUCCACCCACCUACUCAGAUUUGCCCUUGGCAUUUACUCCCCCACCUACAAUAUCAGGCAGUCCAUUACUAAGCCCGUUGCAAUGUGGAAGCGCCAGCGCCUCAUGCCACUCUCUGCCUACCGUGCUGUGGCUGGCUAGUAGUACCGUAGCUUGCCACUGUCACCACACGCUGCGUUGUUGUGGUCUGUCAAACUCUGUACCAGUGUACCACCGCUCUGAGCAUGCCCAUGGCGGCCUUCAAGCUGUCCGUGCUCGCCGCCGCCUUGGUUUGCUGCUCCCUCGCGCGGGUGUCCGAAUGCGGCGGCGGAGGCCAAAACUACACCUCCAUGUUCAGCUUCGGCGACUCGCUCACCGACACCGGCAACCUGCUCGUGUCCAGCCCGCUCUCCAACCGCAUCGUCGGCCGCUUCCCCUACGGCAUGACCUACUUCCACCGCCCCACCGGCCGAUGCUCCGACGGCCGCCUCGUCGUCGACUUCCUUGCGCAAGCGUUUGGCCUGCCGCUGCUGCAGCCGUACCUGUCGCGCGGGAAGGAUGUCCGGCAGGGCGUCAACUUCGCCGUGGGCGGCGCCACCGCGAUGGAUCCGCCCUUCUUCGAGGAGAUCGGCGCGUCCGACAAGCUCUGGACGAACCUGUCCCUGAGCGUUCAGCUCGGGUGGUUCGAGCAGCUCAAGCCUUCACUCUGCAAGUCACCCAAGAGUUGCAAGGAGUACUUCAGCAAGUCCCUGUUCCUCGUUGGAGAGAUUGGAGGAAACGACUACAACUACGCGUUUUUCAAGGGCAAGACUCUGGAUGACGCCAAAACUUACGUUCUCACGGUCGCCGGCGCGGUCACCGAUGCCACUGAAAGGCUAAUCAAAGCAGGCGCGAUGCACCUGGUGGUGCCGGGGAACCUGCCGAUCGGCUGCUCGUCGGCGUACCUGACCUUACACCCCGGCAGCAACAAGAGCGACUACGACUCCGUGGGCUGCCUCAAGACGUACAACGACUUCGCGCAGCACCACAACGCCGUGCUCCAACAGAAGCUGCAGCUCCUCCGCACCAAGUACCCGCAUGCCAGGAUCAUGUACGCCGACUACUACGGCGCCGCCAUGUCCUUCGCCAAGAACCCCAAACGGUUUGGGUUCAAGGAAGGGCCGCUGCGGUCGUGCUGCGGCGGCGGCGGGCCGUACAACUUCAACCCGCAGGCGAGCUGCGGCGUGCCGGGGUCCCGCGUGUGCACGGACCCAUCGGCGUACGCCAACUGGGACGGCGUGCACCUGACGGAGGCCGCGUACCACGCCAUCGCCAACAACAUCCUCAACGGCCCCUACACCAGCCCCAGGCUCCUCUGAUCGAUCCAUCAUCUCAGGCUUAUUGCUCGGCAACUGAUCUGUAGUAGCAAGAAUGUGACUCUGAGCUAGGUGUGGUAAUUAAGCUGUUGAACUAGCGUGAAAUGACACUGGAAGAGUAACUCGUAAGUAAAA
Phragmites australis (common reed) is the source of this 1547-nucleotide messenger RNA. RefSeq names its product GDSL esterase/lipase At5g45910. The transcript has 5 exons. Gene Ontology annotation, molecular function: hydrolase activity, acting on ester bonds. Bases 303 to 1415 code for a protein of 370 amino acids. Lineage: Eukaryota; Viridiplantae; Streptophyta; Magnoliopsida; Poales; Poaceae. The record is from RefSeq and is a predicted model, not a curated record.